UUCGUUACAUUGACUUUUAAUGUGCUUUCUACCGAUGGUAGAUGCGUCUAUGUCUCUUACUAUGACGGAGUUUGAGGAUAAAAAAAAACAUAUGCAUGAGCUGCAAGACCGCCUUGCAGACACGGAGCGUCAACUUUUCGAAGGAGAGGUGUUGAGGAAGAAGCUUCACAACACCAUUCUUGAACUGAAAGGAAACAUACGUGUGUUCUGCCGACUGCGCCCCUUGCUACCGGAUGAUGGAGGACACCAAGAGGCCAGCGUCAUUGCUUACCCUAGAUCAUCUGAAUCUCUUGGGAGAGGCAUUGAUGUGGUCCAAAGUGGGUAACAAGCAUCCUUUCACACUUGACAAGGUUUUCGACCAUGGAGCUUCUCAGGAGGAAGUAUUCUUUAUCGCAACUUGUUCAAAGCGCAUUGGAUGGCUACAAGGUUUGUUAUCUUCUUAUUCUGACUAUCUUGUAGAUCCUUUGGUAAAUGAUCUUUCUUUUGUCAUUUGUAUCUGACAACACUUUGACUGAUCUUUCUUUUGUCAUUUGCCUGCCUUAAAUCUUUGUGGACAUAAGUUUGUAUUUUUGCAUACGGCCAAAUAGGUUCUGGCAAAACCUAUACCAUGAUGGGCAGGCCUGAAACGCCAGAGCAGAAGGGACUGAUCCCUCGUUCGCUUGAACAAAUGUUCAAAACGAGCCAGUCUCUUAGUGCACAAGGCUGGAAAUACAAGAGGCGUGUAUCUAUUUUUCCCAGAAUGGUGAAACAUUUGUUUAAUGCUUUGAUUGCUAGCGCUGUUUCUUAUUGGAUUUUUAACAUAAAACCCCCUCAAUUAAGUUUAUUUCGGGUAUAAACCCCUAAAUUAAAGAUUCAACGGAAAAACCCUCAACCUAAGAAAUGGUAACGAAUUGGCCCCUCUGUUACUUAGCCACGUUAAAAUUUUGAAAACCUCCGUUAGUUGAAACACAUCGUUUAGUGUCAAAAGAAAAACGACCCGUCUUUCCUCUUCUUCAUAUCUGAGACUCGAAAAUUUCCAAAUAUAAAUUAGGGUUCUUCAAAAUUUUGAGUUUAUAUCUGUUCCUCAAGUUAAAGCUUUUGUUUUCAUCUUCCCCAGUUAGGUUUUAGUUUUCGUAAUUAAACGUACGGUGUUGGUUUCAACUGAUUUUGUUCUCGAAAAGUUUAUGUUGCUUGAGAGUUUUAGAACCAAGUCUAAAAGUGAUGCUGUGUGUUGUAGCUUGCAUCUUUUAACAUCAUUGUGGUUCAAGGACUGUCAUUGUGGUCGUAGCUCUCGAGAUUGAACUUUGAUUAAAUCCUUCAAGAGAAGAAGUGGAAGCAAGGAAGCUUGCCACACAAGAAAAUGAACAAGAAGAAGAAUUGACCAAGGAGUCCCGUCGAAAAAGAAUAAAGAAGUGGAAGCAAGAGAUUGCUUACCACCCAAGGAAAGAAGAAGAGGCAAAAGCCAACUAAACUCUCUUCUCUCUCUACAUAAACACAAAAGAAACGUGAAAGAGUAAAGAGAAAGAGCAAGCUUGUGUUAAGAUGAAACACAAGUAAACAAAAACAGAGUGUGAGUGGUGUAAAACAGAGUGAGGGUGAGAGAAGCUCACCAAGUAUGAACAAGAGAAGAAAGAGAGGCUGGCCGUGAGAAUUGUGCAGUGUGAGAGGUCAAGCCAAGAGAAAAAGUUCAACAGUAGCUUGUUCUAGGACUAUCAUCAUUGUGGUUUAAGUGACGUUUUUAACUGGUAGUUAUGACAUUUGAUAGUGUUUCAAGUUUUGUUUUUAACUUGUUUUUCUA
This is a messenger RNA of Brassica napus (rape), 1777 nucleotides long. Its product is annotated as kinesin-like protein KIN-14D. The transcript has 3 exons. Gene Ontology annotation, biological process: microtubule-based movement. Lineage: Eukaryota; Viridiplantae; Streptophyta; Magnoliopsida; Brassicales; Brassicaceae. Gene Ontology annotation, molecular function: ATP binding; microtubule motor activity; microtubule binding. The record is from RefSeq and is a predicted model, not a curated record. The coding region runs from base 20 to 325 and encodes 101 amino acids.